AUGCCCAUAUUCAUGAUGCAGAGCAUCAAGGACAUCAAGGAGAUUGGCGAGGAAAUGAAGGAGACUCAUACGCGCGAGUUGGUGCUCAACAUCUUGACCAUUGUCUUCGCCGUCAUCCCUUUUGCUGGCCAAGCCGUGACAGCUCUCGGUGGCGCCGCGCGUAUUGCUAGUGCCGCGCUCAUUAUUGGCGAGGCCGGAAAUGCUGCCAUCAGUAUCGUGGACAUUGUGAAGAACCCAGAUUCGGCACCUUUUGCCAUCCUGGGCAUGCUCAUAGGGGCUGCUGGACUCAAAGGCGGCAAGCCCCCCCGGGGUGCGUUCAAGGACGCAGCAGAUGCCCGUAGGGCUCUUUCGGCGAACGACAUGAAGGCCUUUUCGGACGAAUUCUGCCGCAAAGAUGGCCUGGUGCAGAACGUCAUCAAGUCCUGUACCAUUCGGUGA
Pestalotiopsis fici W106-1 is the source of this 438-nucleotide messenger RNA. RefSeq lists its product as uncharacterized. The record is from RefSeq and is a predicted model, not a curated record. The transcript is spliced from 2 exons. Bases 1 to 438 code for a protein of 145 amino acids. NCBI's taxonomy places the organism in Eukaryota, Fungi, Ascomycota, Sordariomycetes, Amphisphaeriales, Sporocadaceae.